This is a messenger RNA of Myzus persicae (green peach aphid), 7460 nucleotides long. RefSeq names its product dynein beta chain, ciliary-like. Gene Ontology annotation, biological process: microtubule-based movement. The annotation marks the transcript as partial. Gene Ontology annotation, cellular component: dynein complex. The record is from RefSeq and is a predicted model, not a curated record. Lineage: Eukaryota; Metazoa; Arthropoda; Insecta; Hemiptera; Aphididae. The transcript has 35 exons. Gene Ontology annotation, molecular function: minus-end-directed microtubule motor activity; dynein intermediate chain binding; dynein light intermediate chain binding.
AUCCAUCUAUACAAGUUUAUCUCUUCUUCAUAAUUUUCUUCCAUUAGUAUUUCUCCUAAAAUAAUUUUUUCUUGAUGUUGGAAACAGAAACUGUCUUAGAAGAAAUGGAAGAAAAAAUAUUAGAUGGAGAAGUAGAAGAAGUAGAAGGCAAAAAAUAUGGAGAAGAAAUAGAAGAAAUAUUAGACGAAGAAGUAGAAGGCAACAACUAUGGAGAAGAAACAAUAGACGAAGACGAAAUAGAAAUUCAGACUGAUACUAUUUUAGAAGAAUUUGUCCAAGGAGAAGUAGAAGAAGAAUAUUACGGGGAACAAAAACAAGAUUACAUACAUAUUCAGGCAGAAAUUAUUUUAUCGAACAUUGAAAGAAAGUUAAUGUGGGAUAAAUAUAAACUCUUUGUUGAUGAAAUAGUAUUUACUGAGUUACAAGAUGCGACUCUUUGCAGUCUGAAGUAUAUCAACGAUGAAAUAACAAUUCCAAAUGGAUCUUUAGCAAUAUUUAUUGUCAUAUACCUUCUCGAUAAUGAUAAUUUCCCCCGUUUCUCGCCUAAUUUGGAAAUCGAUGAUGAACCAAAUUUCUAUGGAUUAAUUACUUCUUUACUUGAAGACAUGGUUGAAAUGGGAUUGUACAUGGAAAGAAUUGCUGAUAGCUAUCCACCAUAUAAUGUAGAUAUUAGGAAUGUUGAAAAGGUGGUGGAAUAUAUAGAUAAUAUACUUGAUCAAGUUAAGAUUACAACCAAUAAGGCUCUUGAAUAUAUUGUACAGUACCAAGAGUAUUCUAUGGUAUGGCUAACUAAUCAAAAUGAUGCAUUGUCAUCUUUUCUAUUAUAUGGUAGAGAUCUGUCAUUGGAAGAACUAGAAAUUCAAUAUGACGUUGAUGAAGACGGAAAUCCAUUAGUAAUACAUUCUGCUCCAAAACUGAUUGAUUUUCAAAACAAAAUUAACUCAUUUGAUAAUAUUUAUCAAAAAGUCGAUAAAAUAGAUGAAAUCGUGACGUUUGAUUUUUGGUUAACUUUAGACAUUAAACCAUUUAAAAGGGAUCUUUUAAAACUAAUUACAAGUUGGUCAGAUUUAUUUAAAACUUAUUUGGUCAACAAAGUGGUGAACAGUUUGCGUUCAUUACGAGAUUUCACAUUAGAAACAGAUAUUGGUCUUUUAAAACCAUUAGAAGAAGGGGACUAUGAAGGUCUUGUUAAAAUCAUGGGACAUUUAUUUAAUGUUCGAGAGAGACAAGAAGAAUAUGAUUCAAUGUUCGAGCCAAUAGGAGAAAUAUUACAUCUACUUAAAGUGUAUGACGUAGAAAUGCCAGAAGAUGUGUAUAUUUUGAAGCAGGAAUUACCGGAAAAAUGGAGCAUAACUAAGAAAAAUGCUUUGAACGUCAAAUCUCAAGUAAUUCCUUUAAUUCAAAUAGAAGGAUCAUUAAUAAUCGGGAGAAUAAUUUUGUUAAACGUGCGAGAAACGUUUUUCAAAAUGAACUUUAUAAAACAGGCUCAAUUUAAUGCAAAUUGUGAAAAUCCUUACAUAGAGAUUGAUAAUGCAAAUCAUUCUUUAAUGGAAUUAGAAGAUUUGCAUGAUAAAUUACUCUCUCAAGCUGUAUUAUUUGAAAUACCACAACCAGAGCCAAAUAUAUUAUUAUCAACUAAAAAAACUUUACGCCUCAAUAAACAGCUGUGGGAUUUUGUGAACUUAGUUACAGGCUGGAUAGACUUGUGGAAAUCGACAUUGUGGAAUAAUGUAGACACUGAGUAUAUGGACAUGGAACUUAAACGGUUUGCAAAAGAGUUAAGAGUAAUGGAUAAAACUAUUCGCGAUUGGUCUGUAUAUGUAUACAUUGAAGACUUGAUAAAAACCAUGAUGACGUCUUUGAGAGCAUUAAGUGAACUACAAAACCCAGCUAUGAAAGAACGCCAUUGGGCGGAACUUAUGAAUGUUACAAACGUUAUAUUUUCUAUUGAGAAAUCAACAACACUAAAUGAUUUAGUAUCACUUAAUUUACAUGUGUAUGAAGAUGAAAUAAAAACAAUUGUCGAUAAAUCUGUAAAAGAAAUGAGUAUGGAGAAAUCCUUGAAAGAAUUUGCUGAAACUUGGAAUACAAUGUCAUUCGAGUAUCAGCCUCAUCCUAGUACAAAAGUUAAUUUGCUUAAAGUCAAGGAAGAAAUAAUAGAAGUCUUAGAAGACAAUCAAGUCCAAUUACAAAAUAUGCUAAGCUCGAAGUUUGUUGGAUAUUUUUAUAAUGAAGUGUCUGGUUGGCAAUUAAAGUUAAACACGGCUGAUCGAUUAAUUAAUUUUUGGUUGGAAGUACAGAGAAUAUGGGCUUAUCUGGAAGCAAUAUUUAUUGGUUCUGGAGACAUUAGAGUACAAUUACCAGAGGAUACGAGGCGAUUCGAAUUACUUGACAAAGAAUUUAAGGCAUUACUAGUGGAUAUUAGAGCUAAUCCAAACGUUAUAAAAGGUACUGGUAAACCUGGAUUGUAUAACAAACUUGUUAAUAUUCAAAAUGAGCUGUUUAAAUGUGAAAAAGUGUUGGCACAAUACUUGGAAACAAAACGUUUAACUUAUCCAAGGUUUUAUUUCAUAUCAUCGGCCGAUUUAUUAGAUAUACUAUCAAAUGGGAAUAAUCCAGAGUCCGUUUGCAAACAUUUGAUCAAAUUAUAUGACUCUAUGGCAAAAAUAAAGUUUAUUAAAGAUAAAUUAGGGGUUGGCAUGUAUGCCAAAGAUGGCGAAUACGUUGAGUUUGAUGGAAGCUGUGAAUGUUCUGGACAAGUUGAAAAAUGGCUAAAUAAAUUGACAGAUAUAAUGCGUUCAUCAGGCCGUCAGUACUUUAGCAAAGCAGUAAGAUCCUAUGAUGAGAAACCAAGAAGAUUAUGGAUAUUUGAUUACCCAGCUCAAACAGCUUUAUGUGGUGUUCAAAUAUGGUGGACUGCUGAAACUAACGAUGCCUUUACUCAACUUGAAAUAGGUCAUGAAAACGCUCUAAAAGAAUACAACAAAAAACAAAUAGUGCAGUUGAAUGAACUUAUUGAUUUAUUAUUGGAAGACUUGACCAAAGGAGACCGCCAAAAAGUGAACACAAUUUGUACUAUUGACGUGCAUUGCCGGGAUGUAGUUGCAAAAAUGGUUCAACAAAAAAUUGAAACUGGUUCUGCUUUUCAGUGGCAAUGUCAACUAAGACACAGAUGGGAUUUAAAAGAGUCAGAUUGUUUUGCCAACAUUUGUGACGCGCAAUUUCGGUAUUGGUAUGAAUACUUGGGAAAUACUCCUAGAUUGGUUGUGACUCCCUUGACAGAUAGAUGUUAUAUAACGUUAACACAGUCAUUACAUUUAAUAAUGGGUGGAGCUCCUGCUGGACCAGCCGGUACUGGAAAAACUGAGACAACCAAAGAUUUAGGGAAAGCUAUAGGAAUGAUGGUCUACGUUUUUAAUUGCUCCGAACAAAUGGAUUUUAGAUCAUGUGGUAAUAUAUACAAAGGUCUUGCUCAAACUGGUGCUUGGGGAUGUUUUGAUGAAUUUAAUAGAAUAUCCGUAGAAGUAUUGUCUGUGGUGGCAACUCAAGUUAAAUCUGUGUUAGACUCCAUUAAAGCGAAAAAGAACACCUGUUUUCUGUUGGGUGAUAAUGUUAAUCUCAUUCCAACUAUUGGUAUGUUUAUUACGAUGAACCCUGGUUACGCGGGACGAGCAGAACUUCCUGAAAAUCUUAAUACAUUGUUCAGGCCUUGUGCUAUGGUUGUACCAGAUUUUGAAUUAAUUUGUGAAAUUAACUUGAUUGCUGAAGGUUUCCAAAACGCAAGGUUACUUGCUAGAAAAUUCUUAACGCUUUACUCGCUUUGCAAAGAACUCUUAUCAAAACAAGAUCAUUAUGAUUGGGGAUUAAGAGCUAUUAAGUCGUUAUUAGUUGUUGCCGGAUCAUUGAAGCGGGCAGAUAGAAAUCGUCCCGAAGAUGAAGUUUUAAUGCGAGCUCUUCGAGAUUUUAACACUCCAAAAAUUGUAACUGAAGAUACUACUAUAUUUAUGGGACUUAUUGGUGAUUUGUUCCCUGCACUAGACGUGCCCCGAAAACGUGAUUUUGAAUUUGAAAAGCAAGUUCGUCAAGCUACAAUUGACUUGAAACUCCAGCCAGAGGAUAAUUUCAUUCUUAAGGUAGUGCAACUAGUGGAGUUAUUAGAAGUUAGGCAUUCAGUUUUCAUAAUUGGCUUAGCCGGUACGGGCAAGUCUGAGGUGUGGAAAACGCUGUAUAGAACUUAUGCAAACCUGAAAUUUAAACCAUAUUAUAAUGACAUUGAACCAAAAGCAGUAACUAAUGACGAGUUGUUUGGCGUAAUUAGUCCGACUACAAGAGAAUGGGUGGACGGAUUAUUUUCGUGCCUGAUAAGAGAUCAAUCACAAAUGUCUGGUGAUGGAUCCAGAUGGAUGGUAAUGGACGGUGACAUAGAUCCUAUGUGGAUUGAGUCUUUAAACACAGUGAUGGACGAUAAUAAGGUGUUGACUUUGGCAAGCAAUGAACGUAUUGCCCUGACGCCAACAAUGCGUCUGCUGUUUGAGAUAUCCAAUUUGCGAUCUGCCACACCAGCCACUGUUUCCCGAGCUGGUAUACUCUACCUAAACCCUACAGAUCUUGGCUGGAAUCCAUAUGUUUCUAGUUGGAUUGACACAAGGGAUAAUGCAACCGAAAAAGCUGCUCUUCUGGUACUUUUUGAGAAAUAUGUGCCCAUCUGCUUAGAAGCACUCAAAACAAAAUUCAAAAUCAUAACACCUAUACCGGAAAUAACUCACAUACAAAUGUUGUGCACGUUACUUGAUUGUCUUCUGACUCCCGUCAAUUGUCCCCCGGAAACCACUAGGGAUGUGUACGAAACGUAUUUUGUGUUUACUUGUCUUUGGGCUUUCGGUUCUGCAACUUUCCAAGAUCAGUUGAUUGAUUGGCGAGUUGAAUUUUCCAAAUGGUGGGUAACAGAGUUUAAAACGAUUAAAAUCCCAUCAUCAGGAAGUGUGUUCAAUUAUUUCAUCGAUCCUGAAUCAAAACAGUUUCUUCCUUGGUCAGAUCUUGUAUCAUCAUUUGAACUGAAUCCAGAUAUACCUCUACAACAAACACUAGUAAACACAAUAGAAACAACUAGGAUUAGAUAUUUCCUUGAUUUAUUGGUUGAUAAGAAAAAGGCAAUUAUGUUGGUCGGAGCUGCUGGUACUGGAAAAUCGGUCAUAAUUAAUGAUAAACUCAAAUCACUUUCUAAUGAUUUGUACGCUGUUGCAAAUGUACCGCUUAAUUUCUACACAACAUCUGAAAUGUUACAAAAGAUUUUGGAAAAACCAUUAGAGAAAAAAGCUGGAAGAAACUUUGGACCACCCGGUGGUAAAACACUAAUAUAUUUUAUUGACGAUAUAAACAUGCCCGAAGUCGAUCCUUAUGGAACCGUGCAGCCUCAUACCCUCAUCAGACAAUUUAUGGAUUACAAUCAUUGGUAUGAUAGGACAAAAUUAUGUCUAAAAGAUAUACAAAACGUUAUGUUUGCUUCGAGUAUGAAUCCAACUGCUGGAAGUUUUACUAUUGAUUCUCGACUGCAGAGACAUUUUUAUGUUUUUGCUAUGGGAUUUCCAUCACGUGAUGCAUUAUACUCAAUCUACUCUUCGAUUUUAACUCAACAUUUAAAAAAUCCAGUUAAUAAAUUCAACAGUACCGUGUUAAAAUUAGGAGAUUUAAUUGUACAGUUGGCGAUCAAUUUUCAUGACAAAAUUCUUACAGUAUUUUUGCCUACAGCUAUUAAGUUUCAUUAUAUAUUCAAUCUUAGAGAUAUGAGCAAUGUUUUUCAAGGAAUUAUGUUCACCACGGGUGAAUGUGUCUCAAAUACUAGUUCUUUCAUUCGCCUCUGGCUUCACGAGACUAGUCGAAUUUAUUGUGAUAAAUUGAUUGAAAAAAAAGAUCAAGAAACCUUUUCAAAAACAAUUAUUGAACAAAUAAAGAAAACUUUUAGUAACCUAGUAAUUGAGGAUAUACCAGAAAAUGAAUACUUGAUAAGCCCAUUGAUAUAUUCACAUUUUGCGGACGGUAUUGGUGAUCAAAAAUACAUGCCUGUGAGGUCAUGGCCAAUACUCCAAAAAUUACUAAACGAUGCAAUGAAGUCAUACAAUGAAUUUCUGGGGGCUAUUAAUUUAGUGCUAUUCGAAGACGCGAUGUCACACGUUUGCCGGAUAAACCGUAUUCUUGAACUUCCUAGAGGCAACGCGUUGCUCGUUGGUGUUGGUGGCAGCGGUAAACAAUCAUUGGCUCGCCUAUCAGCUUUUAUAUCUUCGCUAGAACCAUUCCAAAUACAGUUGAGGUCUUCAUAUGGCAUUGCCGAUUUGAAAGCUGACCUAGCCACCUUAUAUCUAAAGGCAGGGUUAAAAAACAUUGGCAUCAUGUUCCUGAUGACUGACUCUCAAGUGGCCGAUGAGAAGUUCCUUGUGCUCAUUAAUGAUAUGCUGGCCAGUGGCGAGAUUCCAGAGCUGUUUGCUGAUGACGAAAUUGAUAAUAUAAUUCAAACCAUCGCCCCAGAGGUUAAAGCAUCUGGUUUACCUGAAACUAAAGAGAACUGCUGGCAUUUUUUCAUCAACAAAGUGAGGUCAUUAAUAAAAAUUGUCUUGUGUUUUUCACCCGUUGGUAGCACAUUAAGAGUUCGAUCUAGACGAUUUCCAGCUCUAGUUACUUGCACUUCUAUCAACUGGUUUUACGAAUGGCCUAAAGAGGCAUUGGAAUCCGUAUCAUUCAGGUUUUUAGGCGAUUUGGUCGAACUUCCAGUCAAACUUAGAAGAUCAGUAUCUUUGUUUAUGUCCCAUGUGCAUAGUUCAGUAAAUGAUAUGUCACUAAGGUAUUUAACAAAUGAUCGUCGUUACAAUUAUACAACGCCAAAAUCAUUUUUGGAACAAAUUAAUCUCUACAUGAAACUAUUAGUGUCAAAGACCAAUGAUAUUAAGUACGGAAUCUACCGAUUCCAAAAUGGUAUUAAACAACUUUUAUCGUGCGCUGCUCAAGUCGAUAUUUUAAAAGUCGAAUUAGAUGUACAAGAGAUUGAAUUAUCUAAGAAAAAUACUAAAGCUGAAGAGCUAAUCAAAGUGGUCCAAAAAGAAACAGAAAAAGUGAAGUAUGAAAAAUACAAAGCUGCUGAAGAAGAAGACAGAGUUAAAUUGAUUGAAGAAGAUGUUGGUUUGAAACAACGAUUGUGUGCAGAAGAUUUAGAAAAAGCAGAACCAGCGUUGGUAGCUGCACAAAGUGCUUUAGAUACAUUAAAUAAAAAUAAUUUAACAGAACUGAAAUCAUUUGGAUCACCUCCAUUAGCUGUAAUAAAUGUAGUAUCAGGAGUUAUGGUAUUACAAGCCAAAAAAGGAAAAGUUCCAAAGGAUAGAAGCUGGAAAGCUUGCAAGGUAAUGAUGGCAAAAGUUGAUGGAUUUUUAGAUUCGCUUAUAAACUAUGAUAAAGAGCAUAUACACCCGGAU